ACAGGUCUUGUUCGAGACGAUGGGAAUGUUUCAUGCACUGAGUGCCGUGUUUGCUGUCACUCUCCUAGUAAGCGAAUGUGGUGCAAACCUAUCAAGAGUAUGUGGCAGACCUUCAUCCUCAAUAGAUGAAGGACAGAAUGCUUCAUCUGGUGCUUGGCCAUGGCAGGUCAGUCUUCAUUGGCGCUAUGGACAGUUCUGUGGUGGAUCGCUCAUUAACAAUGAAUGGGUACUGACAGCAGCUCACUGCUUUUCUAGUUAUUCAACCACUGGCCUGACUGUGUACCUGGGCCGACAGACACAGUCAGGAUCCAAUCCAAAUGAGGUGAACAGAACUGUCUCCAGAAUCAUCAUUCAUUCAAACUACAGUAUUUUCACUGGUGACAAUGACAUUGCUCUUCUGCAUUUGUCUUCACCUGUGUUUUUUACUGACUAUAUAAGACCAGUCUGCCUGGCGGCAGCAGGCAGCAGCUUCUUCAACGGCACAAUGAGCUGGGUCACUGGAUGGGGAGAUACUGACUCUAGUGUUUCUUUGGAUGCACCACAAAAUCAACAAGUGCAGGUGCCUGUCAUUGGAAACAGAAAGUGUAAAUGUUUGUAUGCUGGAAACAGUAACAUCACAAACAACAUGAUCUGUGCUGGACCAUUACAAGAUGGGAAAGACCCCUGCCAGGGUUAUUCUGGUGGACCUAUGGUCAGCAAUAUGGGCUCACUCUGGGUCCAGUCUGGCAUUGUGAGCUUUUGUAGAGGGUGUGCAUUACCCAAUUUUCCUGGUGUGUAUACCAGAGUUUCUCAGUACCAGAGUUGGAUCAACCAGCAGAUCACCAGAAUACAGCCAGGUUUCAUUAAAUUCACCUCCAAUGGAGCUGAUGGUGACUUAAGUGUGAGCUGUGCCAGUGUACCUGCCAUUAUAUCAAUUGCUGCAGUAUGUGGCAGACCUUCAUUCUCAAUAUUUGGAGGACAGAAUGCUUCCUCUGGUGCUUGGCCGUGGCAGGUCAGUCUUCAUGGGAGCUCUGGUCAUUUCUGUGGUGGAUCACUCAUCAACAAUGAAUGGGUACUGACAGCAGCUCACUGCUUUUCCAGUUACAGUAAUUCAACCACUGGCCUGACUGUGUACCUGGGCCGACAGACACAGUCAGGAUCAAAUCCAAAUGAGGUGAUCAGAACUGUCUCCAAAAUCAUCAUUUAUCCAAACUAUAAUAAAUUCACUGGUGACAAUGACAUUGCUCUUCUGCGUUUGUCUUCACCUGUGGGUUUUACUGACUAUAUAAUACCGGUCUGCCUGGCAUCAGCAGGCAGCAGCAUCUUCAACGGCACAUUGAGCUGGGUCACUGGAUGGGGAGAUACUGACUCUGGUGUUUCUCUGGCUGCACCACAAACUCUACAGGAAGUGCAAAUGCUUGUCAUUGGAAACAGAAAGUGUAAAUGCCUUUAUUCUCCAUUCAGUAUCACAAACAAUAUGAUCUGUGCUGAACCAUUACAAUGCGGGAACGGCUCCUGCCAGGGUGACUCUGGUGGACCUGUCGUCAUCAAACAUGGCUCAGUCUGGAUACAGUCUGGUAUUGUAAGUUUCGGUAGAGGGUGUGCUUUAUCCAAUUUUCCUGGUGUGUCUACCCGAGUUUCUCAGUACCAGAGUUGGAUCAACAAGUGUAUCAGCACCAACAAACCCGGUUUCAUAAAAUUCACCUCCAAUGGUACUGAUGGUGACUUAAGCGUGAGCUGUGCCCGUGUACCUGCCAUUAUAUCAACUGCUGAAGUAUGUGGGAGACCUUCAUUCUCGAUAGUUGAAGGACAGAAUGCUUCCUCUGGUGCUUGGCCAUGGCAGGUCAGUCUUCAUGGAAGCUCUGGACAUUUCUGUGGUGGAUCACUCAUCAACAAUGAAUGGGUACUGACGGCUGCUCAGUGCUUUUCCAGUACUUUAACCACUGGCCUGACUGUGUACCUGGGCCGACAGACACAGUCAGGAUCAAAUCCAAAUGAGGUGAACAGAACGGUCUCUCAAAUCAUCAUUCAUCCAAACUACAGUUUAUUGACUGGUGACAAUGACAUUGCUCUUCUGCAUUUGUCUUUACCUGUGGGUUUUACUGACUAUAUAAAACCAGUCUGCCUGGCGGCAGCAGGCAGCACCUUCUUCAAUGGCACAAUGAGCUGGGUCACUGGAUGGGGAGAUACGGACUCUGGGUUUUCUCUGGCUGCAUCACAAACUCUACAGGAAGUGCCUGUCAUUGGGAACAUAAUGUGUAAAUGUCUUUAUGCUGAAUACAGUAACAUCACAGACAACAUGAUCUGUGCUGGACCAUUACAAGACAGGAAUAACUGCCAGGGUGAUUCUGGUGGACCUAUGGUCAGCAAUCAGGGCUCAGUCUGGGUCCAGUCUGGCAUUGUAAGCUUUGAUAACGGGUGUGCAUUACCUAAUUUUCCUGGUGUGUAUACCAGAGUUUCUCAGUACCAGAGUUGGAUCAACCAGCAGAUCACCACCAACCAGCCUGGUUUCAUUAAAUUCACCUCCAAUGGUACUGAUGGUGACUCAAGCGUGAGCUGUGCCAGUGUACCUGCCAUUACAUCAACUGCUGUCCCUUCAAAUAUUACAACAACCAUCCCCACCGCCACUAACACUACUACUUCAACUACAAUUACUACUACUACUAAUACUACUUCUACUACUACUACUACUACUACUACAACAACCACUGCACUAUGUGGCAGACCUUCAUUUUCAAUAGUUGAAGGACAGAAUGCUUCCUCUGGUGCUUGGCCGUGGCAGGUCAGUCUUCAUGGAAGCUCUGGACAUUUCUGUGGUGGAUCACUCAUCAACAGUGAAUGGGUACUGACAGCAGCUGACUGCUUUUCCAGUUAUUCAACCACUGGCCUGACUGUGUAUCUGGGCCGACAGACACAGUCAGGACCAAAUCCAAAUGAGGUGAACAGAACGGUCUCCCAAAUCAUCAUUCAUCCAAACUACAAUAUAUUGACUGGUGACAAUGACAUUGCUCUUCUGCAUUUGUCUUCACCUGUGGUUUUUACUGACUAUAUAAUACCAGUCUGCUUGGCGGCAGCAGACAGCAGCUUCUUCAACGGCACAAUGAGCUGGGUCACUGGAUGGGGAGAUACUGACUCUGGAGUUUCUCUGGCUGCAUCACGAACUCUACAAGAAGUGCAAGUGCCUGUCAUUGGGAACAGAAAGUGUAAAUGUCUUUAUGCUGAAUACAGUAACAUCACAGACAACAUGAUCUGUGCUGGACCAUUACAAGCUGGAUUCUGCCAGGGUGAUUCUGGUGGACCUAUGGUCAGCAAUCAGGGCUCAGUCUGGAUCCAGUCUGGCAUUGUAAGCUUUGAUAACGGGUGUGCAUUACCCAGUUUACCUGGUGUGUAUACCAGAGUUUCUCAGUAUCAGAGUUGGAUCAACCAGCAGAUCACCACUAACCAGCCUGGUUUCAUUACAUUCACCUCCAAUGGCACUGAUGGUGACUCAAGCGUGAGCUGUGCCAGUGUACCUGCCAUUACAUCAACUGCUGUCCCUUCAAAUAUUACAACAACCAUCCCCACCGCCAUUAAUACUACUACCUCAACUACUAUUAAUACUACUACUAAUACUACUACUAAUACUACUACUACUUCUUCUACUACUACUACUACAACAACCACUGCACAAAUCGAGACUCAUCAGACCAGGCAACAUUUUACCAGUCUUCAACUGUCCAAUUUAGUAUGUGGCAGACCUUCAUUCCCAAUAGUUGAAGGACAGAAUGCUUCAGUUGGUGCUUGGCCAUGGCAGGUCAGUCUUCAUCGGAGCUAUGGACAUUUCUGUGGUGGUUCACUCAUCAACAAUGAAUGGGUACUGACAGCAGCUCACUGCUUUUACAGUUAUUCAACCACUGGCCUGACUGUGUACCUGGGCCGACAGACACAGUCAGGAUCAAAUCCAAAUGAGGUGAACAGAACUGUCUCCAAAAUCAUCAUUCAUCCAAACUACAGUAGAUUAACUUAUGACAAUGACAUUGCUCUUCUGCAUUUGUCUUCACCUGUGGUUUUUACUGACUAUAUAUUACCGAUCUGCCUGGCGGCAGCAAACAGCAGCUUCUUCAAUGGCACAAUGAGCUGGGUCACUGUAUGGGGAUAUACUGACUCUGGAGUUGCCUCACAAACUCUACAAGAAGUUCAAGUGCCUGUCAUUGGGAACAGAAAGUGUAAAUGUCUUUAUGCUGGAAACAGUAACAUCACAAACAAUAUGAUCUGUGCUGGACCAUUACAAGGUGGAUUCUGCCAGGGAGAUUCUGGUGGACCUAUGGUCAGCAAACAGGGCUCAGUCUGGAUCCAGUCUGGGAUUGUAAGUUUCGGUAGAGGGUGUGUUUCACCCAAGGUUCCUGGUGUGUAUACCCGAGUUUCUCAGUACCAAAGUUGGAUCAACCAGCAGAUCGCAACCAACCAGCCUGGUUUCAUUACAUUCACCUCCAAUGGUACUGAUGGUGACUUGAGCACGAGUUGUGCCAUAUCAAGUGCUUUAGCCAUCAUAUCAUCACAAUCAUCACAAUCCUCACAAUCCUCACAUUCAUCACAAUCAUCACAAUCAUCACAAUCCUCACAAUCCUCACAUUCAUCGCAAUCCUCACAAUCCUCACAUUCAUCGCAAUCAUCACAAUCCUCACAUUCAUCGCAAUCAUCACAAGUUUCCCCCACCAGUUUUACUGCUGCACUCUUGCUUUUACUUACAGCACUCCAGAUCUUUUAUUGAGACUGAGAUCAGUAAUGUCUAAGAAGAAACACAUCACCUAGAUUACCAUUGUAGAUUACUGUAAAAACUAAGAGGAAUGAUACGUUUUCAUUUGAUUCAUCUGAUACAGUUAAUUAGACUUAGGUGAACUGAAAUAUUCUUAUACAAGUUGUUAUUUUAGACCAUACAGGGCUUUAUGUUGUUUCAUUGGCAGUAGAAUAAAUGCAAAGCUAAAAUGUAACCAGGAAGCUUUUUAAUAUCAGCCAGUUACACUGUACAAUUUCUGUGGAACUUUAUAAAACUUUAUAGACUUGAUAGAAAUGUCCCAGUUUAUCUACAUUAUCUAAAUUAGAGAGUACUUCAAAAAAAAAUGUAAAUUAAGUGUUGUUUUUAUUUUUUCAUGAAGGUGUGAUUUUAAAGAAAAACAGAUUUGUUGGGAUUUCCUUUGGGCAAACUUCUACUUUUCUUAGUAAUAUUUUAGGUCGUAAACAUUUUUACUAUUAACAUUACAAUUAAAAAGUUGUUGUGAAAUUCA
Paramisgurnus dabryanus is the source of this 5243-nucleotide messenger RNA. Its product is annotated as transmembrane protease serine 9-like. NCBI's taxonomy places the organism in Eukaryota, Metazoa, Chordata, Actinopteri, Cypriniformes, Cobitidae. Gene Ontology annotation, biological process: proteolysis. Gene Ontology annotation, molecular function: serine-type endopeptidase activity. The record is from RefSeq and is a predicted model, not a curated record.